AUGACCGAUGCAUUUCCUCCCAUUUCCCUCGAGCCCUUGCCCUCGAGCCCGCUGCCCUGGAGCAGCUGCUGCUGCCUCUGCUCACAUGGCAUCAGAAGAACGUACAGCGAGCAGGCGUACAGCGAGGAGCAGCACAGCAAGCAGCAGGCGUGCAGCGAGCAGUUCAGCAGCGAGCAGGCCAGCAGCAGGCCCGGCCAGACGAUCCUCCGCAGCGGCGGCGUCGUCCGCGGCCUCGCCAACUGGGGCGUCUUCGCGCUGCCGCGGCCCAUCACGCGCGCCCAGAUGAAGCACAAGGAGGGCCACUACUUUGUCAUGCGCUACGACGCCUCGGCGCGCGCCCACCAGACCAUGCGCUCGACCAUCAGCCUCGACCCGCGCGUCAUCCGCAGCGCCCACGUCAAGGUCGGCGACGGCAAGCUCGGCAGCAUGGCGCGGUUUGGCGCCAUCAAGUGGGAUGUCCGCGACGAGUAG
Molecule: messenger RNA, 471 nt
Organism: Verticillium dahliae VdLs.17
Lineage: Eukaryota; Fungi; Ascomycota; Sordariomycetes; Glomerellales; Plectosphaerellaceae
Product: 37S ribosomal protein Mrp17
Exons: 2
Coding region: 1-471 (156 amino acids)
Biological process (GO): translation
Cellular component (GO): ribosome; mitochondrial small ribosomal subunit
Molecular function (GO): structural constituent of ribosome; small ribosomal subunit rRNA binding
Source: RefSeq, a predicted model, not a curated record